GGUUAAACUUUAUUGAUGAAACUAACUUAAAAAUACUAGCAUCUUUGUGUGCACAUGAUGUAAUAUGGCAAAAAUAGUACCCUGGUUAUGGUAACUCAUUUUCGAGUGACUUGUGGGUUGGAACGUUUUCGCGUAACUACGUCCAAAUGUAAAAUGAAUUUCUCUAUUUACAUGCCACCGCAGGCUGAGGGUGAUGUAAAAUUACCAGUUAUUUUUUUUCUUUCUGGUCUGACAUGUUCUGAACAGAAUUUCAUUACAAAAUCAGGAUUUCAAAGGUAUGCAGCAGAGCAUGGUAUAAUAGUUGUGGGUCCAGACACAUCUCCUAGAGGCAUAAAAAUCCAAGGUGAUGAUGAUUCUUGGGAUUUUGGAGUUGGUGCUGGCUUCUACUUGGAUGCUACAAAGGAACCUUGGUCUACUUAUUAUAGAAUGGGCAGUUAUGUAAACAAGGAGUUGUAUGAAUUAAUUCUGUCUGCAUUUCCUGUUGUGGAUCCUGAUAGAAUUGGAAUUAUGGGUCAUAGUAUGGGAGGACAUGGUGCCCUUGUUUCUACUCUGAGAAAUCCUGGCUUAUAUAAGACAGUUAGCGCCUUUGCCCCUAUAUGUAAUCCCAGUAAAUGCCCUUGGGGUGAAAAAGCAUUUACAGGUUAUCUUGGAGAUAACAAGAGUGAAUGGGCAUCAUGGGAUGCUACAGAACUAGUCAAGAAGUAUAAUGGACCGCCUCUAACUUUACUGUUAGAUCAGGGGGCUGGUGACACAUUCUACACUGCAAAGCAGCUAUUGCCUGAAAACCUAGUGGAAGCCUGUCGCUCUGUUGGUGUACCAGUCAUUCUUAAUUUGCGCGAAGAUUACGACCAUUCAUACUACUAUAUUUCCACAUUCAUUGGAGAACAUUUCGAUUUCCAUGCCAAGAUACUCAAGAGCUAAAACUGGUUUUCAGAGAAAACUCGACACGGGCCAUUUAAAACACAGUGUAUUUAUAGAAUCAAAAGGAGUAUAUGGUUGAUGGAGGACGUGUAAUGAUACCAGGACAUUUUGCACUUGGAAACACCAGACUGGGUGUUGGACCGUCAAAUGUCAACAUAUGAAUAUCACCUCAGCUGAAAUAAGAACUUAUAGAAUUGACAAUGGGCGAGGAA
Molecule: messenger RNA, 1133 nt
Organism: Chilo suppressalis (striped riceborer)
Lineage: Eukaryota; Metazoa; Arthropoda; Insecta; Lepidoptera; Crambidae
Source: the annotation of a GenBank genome assembly